UUUUGAGGUUGGGAGAUGAAUUCAGAGAAAACCAGUGGCACCAUCGUGUUUCUCGCGAACUUUUACAUAAUAAUCAAUGGUCAAAUCGCAAAUCCCUCACACAUGCAACAUCUCCAUUCAAGUGACCUGCUCUUUUGAAUGGUAUCCCAGCGUUUGAAUUGCAACCAUUCCUGAUGAUCGAAUUGCUGUCAAUCACAAAGUUUUUAAAAUACUUCAACAAGUGUCGGUUUCGGAAUCAGAUAUUGACAGGCAAGACGAGAAUGAAGGACUAUUAGAGUUAAAAGGGUAAUUAUUCAGAAUGCAAGCUAUUAUUACGGCUGUUGAAUUUGAUUUUAAGGAAUAUUUGAUAAAGUUUUGGUUAUAGGUUCUCUUUUCUAAUAAUUCUCAACUAUUCUUUUUUGUUCUUUAUAAAAAUGCAUAUGUAUUGGCAGUGUACAAAGCACGUUGAAGGAUAAAUGUACAACGAACAAAAACAUAAUAUAUCUUCAAUACGAUUACUGUAGUGUACUUUACCCUAAACGCUGUCAGAUGUAUUCAGAACAGUUCCUCAGGGCGGUUUUUACUUGGAUUAAGAGGAGCCUUCAUUUGAUUAUUCCUUCAGCAAUAUUUUACAAACAACUGGAAUCGUAAUUGGUUCCAAUACAAAACGGAUACUGGUCAUUCAUCUCAAAUACAAAAACAAAAUCAUUCGAUGUGGGAACUAAUUAAAGGCGGAGCUCUGAGAUAUAAGGGAAAACUUUUUUCAAGGCGAUGCUUUAGUUAAUGACUUCUUCCUCGUUUGAUCAAUAUGAUAACUUGGUUUUCGUUGAUGUCACAAUGUCAUUGUGUAACUUGUUAAAAAAUAGUCAGUUUACAUCAAUAAGACGCGAUUAAUCGAUAUUGUUCGAAUAUUUUGCAAUUGUCUCUAACGGGUAUAAAUCAUAAUUAUCAGCUGAGAUGUAUAACUAUGCAUGGAAGCUAUACAUGCUAUAGCAUUGAAAAUAUUAUGAUACAUAUCGCCUUUAUUUGUGGCAUAAAUUUACAUACAGAAGUUUUAAGUUCAAACUUUCCAGUAUCCAGUUACCGUGAAAGUUCCUUUCGGGAUUUAAAUGUGCUUAAAACGUUCCUUUUUUCAAUUACAAAUUAUUGAGUCUCUGUCAGAGCCUUUCACAGUCAAAAGUAAACCACCAACUCAGGGAAAUGAAAUCAUUCAUUGAGGCAUCAACGCUAUUUUUUCUUCUUAUAAAAGGACAUAUGGCCGAAACUCUUUUUGCCGGCAAACCCCUUUUAGAAGAGACACCCUCAGAUAAAAAACAGAUUCUUGAAAAGCAUAAAAUUGUGCCGGACGUAUUUUCACACAUGCCAAAGCAUGUGAUGUUUGGUCAUUUUGAGGGAAAAGAAAUGUCUUUUGGAAACAGCUUUACACCAGAUGAAAUUAAAAAGAAACCUGACUAUUUAGAUUGGCCAACCAACGGAACAAAAGCGCUUUAUUGUUUACUCGCAAUAGGCAUAGAUGUUCCUAGUAAGAAAGAACCAAAAUUGCGAGAUUUCAGGCAUUGGCUGGUUGGAAAUAUUCCCAGUACAGAUAUUGAGAGGGGACAGGAAAUUAUCCCUUACUUAGGCGCGGGGAAUUUUCUAGAUGAAGGUUCACAUCGAAUUUUAUUUGUAGUAUUCCAGCAACCCUAUAGACGAAAAUUAAAAUUCUAUGAGAGGAAUUUCACAAGAAGGGAACCGAUUGCUAGAGCAAGAGGUAACACUUCAACAUUGAAAUUUGCUGAGAAAUACGGUUUGAACGAGCCGGUGGCAGCCAAUUUCCUCACCGUAGAGACUGAUGUGCCUAAGUCAACACCAGACUACUACGCUCACAUGACGACUGGAGUGCCUCCCGACUGAUGAGGAAUCAGCAUCAAAACACAAAUGGAAGACCUUGCCAUCUCCUCCAUCCCGAGUAACAAGGAGUUUGAAAAACAGUUUAAGAUAAGCAAGAGUGAAGGGAGAAAAGGGGAAAAGCCGGAAAAGAAGGAUAAGUUAGGACCCUUUGCAAAUCAUUAUGAAGACAAAGACGAGGAAAAAGAAGAUUGCGAAGAAAAAGAUCGAGAUAAAAAAAACAUGAAGAGAGAGAGAGAGUGACAAUAUAUUAUGUGAUAAAAAGGGCGAAAAGGAAGAUAAGAUGGGAGACAAGAAAAAAAAAACGUUCUAUCAAAGAAUUAAUUUAAUUCCUACCUGUCAUCAUUCAUGUUUUUAUAGAAUCCUCAUGGAUUUUAUGCUCCAAGAAUAAGACGGCCUUUUGUUGCAAUAUUUCUUCAGACGAUAAUCCUCAAAAAUGAUCUGACUUUCCACGAAGGUCACCCGCAUAUUAUUUUAAA
Bemisia tabaci is the source of this 2345-nucleotide messenger RNA. Its product is annotated as protein D3. Lineage: Eukaryota; Metazoa; Arthropoda; Insecta; Hemiptera; Aleyrodidae. The record is from RefSeq and is a predicted model, not a curated record.